AUGCCAGCACCGAUGGGCUGCACAGUGGCCCAUCGCUUGAGGUCAUCAUGGAGGUCAGUGCUGGUGACACUGCACACAGCGCACACCACAAGUGCACUGGCCAGCAGCAUGCUUGUGACAGUGCCCCAAGCCGCCAGCCGCACGGAGAUACCGAGGCUGUGGCCCGGGCCACUGCACCAGGAUGCUCUGAAGUACCCAGAGGCCAACCGCGCGACAAGCUGUGACGAGAUGCUGGCGGUGUUGCCCUGUCCACACACCCGGCACCAUAUCCAACAGGCGGUAAGACACGGGGGUGCCAGCGAGGCCCAUCUGCAGAAUGAGGCAGACCUCCGUUUGCGCUGUGCUGGAGCCCCAAUAGCAGACCUGCAGCCCAGCCGGGUCAAACACUGCGUGUUGACUCGGAUGAAGAUGCUGCAGUGCCUUCAGGACAGCCCAAACCGUAUUGCCAGCAACUGCAGAGAAGCCCGAGACACUUCACUAAUCACAUGCCCACAUUGGCAGGCGCUUACCGGUGCUUCAGGACAAGCCUACAUUUUCUACGUGAUCGCGGUUUGGUUGUGA
Volvox carteri f. nagariensis is the source of this 561-nucleotide messenger RNA. RefSeq lists its product as uncharacterized. NCBI's taxonomy places the organism in Eukaryota, Viridiplantae, Chlorophyta, Chlorophyceae, Chlamydomonadales, Volvocaceae. The record is from RefSeq and is a predicted model, not a curated record. The coding region runs from base 1 to 561 and encodes 186 amino acids. The transcript has 2 exons.